Molecule: messenger RNA, 749 nt
Organism: Zea mays
Lineage: Eukaryota; Viridiplantae; Streptophyta; Magnoliopsida; Poales; Poaceae
Product: N-acetyltransferase
Exons: 1
Coding region: 86-667 (193 amino acids)
Molecular function (GO): acyltransferase activity, transferring groups other than amino-acyl groups
Source: RefSeq, marked validated
AUCCACUGGAAUCAUAAAAGAACAGAGCGGAGCAGCUGCACUUCCGCGUCGAGAAAUCAUUAGAGCUCAAGAAAACAGGUCAGCAAUGGAGGCCACGGCGACGCCAAGAACCCAAGAAGUGAUGAAGCCCGAGCCCGGCACGGCCAAGGUGACCGUGGACGAGGUGACGCUCCGCAAGUUCGAGCUGUCCGACGUGGACGCGAUGAUGGCGUGGGCGUCGGACCCGCAGGUGGCCGCCGUGUGCCGGUGGGAGCCCUACGAGUCGACGGAGCCGCUGCUGGCCUUCAUCCGCGACGUGGUACUCCCUCACCCGUGGUUCCGCGCCAUCUGCCUCCGCGGCGAGCCCCGCCCCGUCGGCGCCGUGUCCGUGUCCCCGACGGGGGACCCGUGCCGCGCCGAGCUCGGCUACGUGCUGGCGCGCGCGCACUGGGGCCGGGGCGUGGCCACGGCCGCCGUGAAGCGCACGGUGGCCACGGUGUUCGCCGAGGUGCCGGGGCUGGAGCGCGUCGAGGCGCUCGUGGACGUGGCCAACCCGGCGUCGCAGCGCGUGCUGGAGAAGGCCGGGUUCACGAGGGAGGCCGUGCUCCGCAAGUACGGCGCCAUCAAAGGCGUCGUCAGGGACAUGGUCAUGUCCAGCUUCAUCGACACCGACCCAGUGCCCGAGUGACUUGAGCGCCCCUGUUGCAAAUCUUUUGCUGUCGGAUGCAUCCAGUUCCGAAUUUGAAUGCAAGCACUUCCAAUUGUUUCCU